Messenger RNA from Eruca vesicaria subsp. sativa (arugula), 1914 nucleotides. Lineage: Eukaryota; Viridiplantae; Streptophyta; Magnoliopsida; Brassicales; Brassicaceae. The record is from the annotation of a GenBank genome assembly.
GCUUAACUGAUUAAGGCAACAAUCCUUUCUUCUUUUCUUCUUUGCGGACUGCUUGUAGGUAGGAGUCUGUGUUCUUCGAAUUUUAGCACUUACUACGAAGGAAUGGCGAGUAGAAAGCUGAUUCGAGAUUUACUCAUCACAAGGCAGCCUCUGUUCCUCCGAUUGGUCCAUCAACGGAGUUUGGGCGCAAGGGUAGGGUUUCUGCGACCCAAUGGGUAUUCGAUUCAUCGUCAGUUCAGUGUUUUCAGCGAUUUCUCCAAGAAAAUUAGAGGGGAAGCUGAAAGCAAUCCUGAAUUUCAAAGAACAGUGAAGGAGCUUAAAGAAAAGGCACAAGAGCUUCAAGGCGUAAAAGAGGACCUCAAAGUUAAAACAAAAGAGAAGACCGAGCAGCUUUACAAGCAAGUUGAUGGUGUCUGGACUGAGGCUGAAUCUGUCGCCAAAAUGGUCUCUUCAAGUGUGAAAGACACGUUCUCAGCGGCCACAGAAGAGGUCAAGGAGUCAUUCAAGCUGGGUAAAGAGGAGAAUGCAGAGUCAGCAAGUUCAUCAGGCACAGGAACCUCUAAAGAGGAAAACCAGCAGCAACAGCAACAAUCAGGAACUACUGAGGGAGGUCAACAUACAUUAUUUGAAAAACUGAAGUCAAGCGUUUCUUCUCCCCUUGACAUUGCGAGGAAGGGACUUGACAUUGUGAAGGAUGAACUGCGAGGAGGCCCGUCGAGAAAGAAGCACCUGGAGUACACGCCUCCCCCACCAUUUACAGGUGUGAAAAGUACAAGAACGGAUCUGGUGGUUACUCCAACAAAACAGACCAAGUGGCAAAAGAAAUGGGAAUCUUUAAGAGAAAAGAUGCAAGCCCAUCCUGCUUUUAAACGUCUAAGCGGUAUGAGUGAGCCUGUUAUCAACAAGAGCCAAGAGAUUGCAGAAGAUGUUGUGGAAAGAUGGGAAACCAGUGACAACCCGAUUGUUCACAAAAUUCAGGACUUAAAUGAGGCAGUGUUUAACGAAACAGAUUCUGGAUCAACUUACAAAGAGAUACGCCGCCGAGAUCCAUCGUUCUCCUUGCCGGACUUUGCUGCAGAAGUUCAUGAAGCCAUCAGACCAGUCUUGAGUGCAUACAGCAAGGGAGAUGCUGAGACCUUGAAGAAGUAUUGCAGCUCAGAAGUGAUUGAACGGUGCACGGCAGAGCGGGCAGCUUUAAAAGGCCAUGAUCUUUUUUUCGAUCACAAGAUUCUGCAUAUAUCGGAAGUACAAGUUGAAGAAACAAAGAUGAUGGGAACCACGCCCAUAAUAAUCGUCAGGUUCCAAACGCAAGAAAUCUUCUGUGUUCGUGACAAGAAUGGCAAAAUCAAAGAAGGAGGCCAGGACACGAUACACUCAGUGUACUACAAGUGGGCAAUGCAACAAGUGGAGGCAGGGGAAGAAUCUAUGUAUCCCAUUUGGAGGCUCAGGGAUGUAUAUAAACUUGGUGCUACUCAAGCUCUCAUUUAAAUUUUUGGUUUGGUUUUGUCCCUUUUUUAGACCUUCAAAGCUAAGCCCUCUUUAUAUCUCUGCAUUUUACCAUUAGAGUAUAUUAUUUACUCAAACCUUGUUCACUCUUUUCCCUCCAAUUUUCGUUUUGUCCUUCUCUCACGAAGAGAACUGGGUUCCCAUGUUUUGGCAAAUAUAGUUGGGUGAAGAAGGUUGUUAGUUUUGUCAGUCCUAAGGGGGCUAAAACAGUCUUUAGAAAAUAAAAUAAAAUAAAAACAUUUACAAUCGGUAAUUAAUUGUUUUUAGUUUUAUUAGAGAAAACUAUUUUAAUCAGGGGGUUAUUUGAGACUUAUUAUUUGACAAAUGUUACAAAUGUGUAUCAGACAUUAAGCAGAAAAACUAGAGUAUGUAUCUUGAGAUUAGAUUUUGAGAAGCAGCGUAGAGAUU